AUGAACACAACAGAAGUGACUAUAAUGACAAUUACUACAACAACAACGACUCCACCAGUCCCCCCAAGCCCAGAGGAACAGAGGGGAUACUACUACGGCCUGCUUUCUCGGCCAAGGCUCGUCGCCCGGUCCAGCACAACUCCUUGGGUACGCAAAUGCGAUAGAGAAUCAACUCUUGGCAAGUCAAUCGGGCUCGUCGGAAGAGAUCACCCAAUGAUUGAUCUAUGGAUCGACUUUACCAGCACUCUCCGGCAGAACAUUAGCGCAAUACUCCGAGGCAUCGACUGGACGGCCCUCGAAUUGCUCCGUAUCGGAUACGACAGAGCUUACUGGACUAGAGAGGAGUUUGAGCAGCCUGUUACGCUCAUGAUCACGGUCAGGAAGGAUUCGACGUCUUGGGCGCAUGCAUAUGCAGUUGUUAUGGCAUGUCGCGCUGUUAUUGUGGAGUGUGGUAUACACGAUGUCCAUGUCGAGGUAAAGCAGCCUUGGGAUGCUCAAAUUGUCUGA
Messenger RNA from Fusarium keratoplasticum, 507 nucleotides. RefSeq lists its product as uncharacterized. Lineage: Eukaryota; Fungi; Ascomycota; Sordariomycetes; Hypocreales; Nectriaceae. The record is from RefSeq and is a predicted model, not a curated record. The transcript has a single exon. The coding region runs from base 1 to 507 and encodes 168 amino acids.